Molecule: messenger RNA, 1446 nt
Organism: Hypoxylon fragiforme
Lineage: Eukaryota; Fungi; Ascomycota; Sordariomycetes; Xylariales; Hypoxylaceae
Exons: 1
Coding region: 1-1446 (481 amino acids)
Source: RefSeq, a predicted model, not a curated record
AUGCCGGGGUUAUUUACAUCUCUGUGGAAGCGGAGAAGCCCUCCGUCUCAUCAUGGAGAUGCACCCGCACCAUCGUCGUCAAAACCACCUCCCCGUGGUUUACGAAGAUUCUUUCACCGUCUGCGGGCAAAGUUCAAAGGUGAUGAUACACCACCUCCGAAGGAAAAUGGAUCAAGGGCGGCGCCAGUUCAGCAGACGGCCACCGAGACAACUGCUUCAGGUCAUAGACCGACGACUUGCCAAUGUGGUGCGAAGAAUAAGAGAGCAUCGGAUCCCGAUGGCAAGCUGAAGCCUCAUCGACAUAGUCAUAGCAGCAGAUACCCUUCGGUAUCUCUCUACCAAAUGCAGUUGAGGGCGGAACUCAACAAGAUGGCCAAUGUGUCAGUGCCAGAUGAUACAGAUUCCACGUCCGGCCCAUCGUCAAACCAGAUUCUCGAUGGACGGCGAUGGUCAUGUCUGGAAACAAACCUACCUCGCGCUCGUCCACUUGGUCAAGUAUUCCCCUCUUCUUUCAAUAGAACAUCACUCGCCAAAGCUAUGGAAUCAUCCGUGUCAAUAGACGAGCCUGAGUUACUGGAUGAGAGAGAGAAAGCUCUCCGCAUAUUGGAGUCUCGGGAUAGUCCAGUCAACCAUCGCGCUUGCUCCCCGGAUACGGUGCGGCGGCGGAGGCAAUCCUACCGAUUGGCCACUGACCCUCGUAUUGAUCCUCAGCAGUAUUCUGACUUCCGGCACUUCCUGGAACAAGAGAUCGCCACAGAUCUGGCUCUUCGUCAGCAGAUAUGGAAGAGUUUGACGCAGGAUUUGGGAAAUCGGACUAGUUUGCUUGGCCAGCCUGACUACACGACCAAAUUUCCAGAUUCUGAGACGGUUUCUCCUACAGAUAGGAAAGAUAGGAGAAGGUCAUGCUCGAGCAUUGGACAUGGAGCCCGAUGUGAUGGUCAUAGUCAAGGAGUGGAACACCAACACCAACCGAAUCGAAGACAUAGCUUAGGAUGCCCAGCUCAACUCAGACCUGAGAACGCCAAGUCAAAUGUAUGUUCUACCAGUUAUGCGAGCACAUCAGCACCGAGGGACGAUUACGACCACGACCGUCACCAUGACCGCCCCCUAGGUACCGAAACUUACACCAACAACAACAGGAAGAGUUGGAGAAACUCUGCUUCCUAUCGUGAUCUAGAAGAACGCCUGCCAGCCAUUGACACGCUGGGAGAACCAUCUUGCCAGUGUCGACACGGAGGCAAAAGGCAAAGAUGGGCAGACCAGGGCAUUCUUCGACGGCCAUCUCUUGAUAGAAAGCGUGCCUCGACUUCCAGUUUCACACAAGUUGUCUCUCAGUAUAUCAGACCGGAACGACCUACCAGCAUUUACCAAGAGCUUCAUAGAGAGCCACACGGCGGCGAGCAUAGCAAGGUGGAUCCAAAAGAGCAUCAUCACAUUAUCAAUUAG